AUGUCCGACCUCGAUCAGAGAUUUAUACAUAAAAGCACCGUCCGUGGCGCAUCUUUCGUCCAGGAAAUCCUUAACCACUUAAGGGACGAUUCCCAAUCUGAAGUUCAAGGCUCCAAAGGAUUCGAGACAAGCACUACCACCAAACAAUCAUCAAAAAGGAGAAAAGAAGCAGACCGCUCCUACCGACUUCCCAAGUCCUCUCGAACGCAGCCGGAGAUUACCAGAGAUGGGGCUGAAUAUUCAAACGAAGCUUCCAGCGUCAAGUCCCAAGUUGGUGACGACACGGCCACCUGUCAAUCCGGUCACGGCAACAGGACCGUCAUCCAAAGCACCGACAGCCUCGCGACAGAGAAACCUUUUCAAGAACGCGAGAGGGACAUUCCCAAGAUCACUGCUGAGGAAGUUCCUAAGGAAGGAACGGUGCCUCAGGAAGUCGUACCAAGAAGCCAGUCUUUUGCAGACAGCCACACCCUGCCGUCCAUGGGCGGCGAAUCAGCGGUGCAUCAGUUGAAGUCUACGUACAGCAGUGACAACGCCAAAAUGAAUGCAGUCCACAGACAAUUAUCAGUGGCCCUCGACAAGGCGAUUGAGGAUGGUCAAACUACAAUCCGCACUCCCUCGCCAAGCGCAGAACAGCGAGAGACAGCCCUGUCAGAAAUCGACGGGAAAGGAUCUGACGCUCAAGCUUCAUCAGACAUCCCGUCCACACCCGUAGGCAAAAUAAGCAAAGGAUUUCGAUCGCCGAUUUCUGACGAUCAGACCGCCACACCACAAACAACUGUAUUUACGCCUAUCGUGAACGGAAGACUUCUGUCGCUUUUAACCGAAGAUAACUAAGCCGCUUCACCAAUAAAAAUAGAGAUAAAUUUGCCCGAGGAACUUCCCACCCCGUCUUGCACAAAACAACAACAAACGGGUCUAUAUAGCACUACUUCGACAAAAGCCCAAUCAAUCGAUCGGGAAACGUCGCCCCCCACUCAAAAUAGCCCGGCUAAACUAUCGCUAUCCUCACCUGAGAAAACAUUUAUCGACAUAAUCGCCAAAAUAGUCCACCUUCUCUACGUGAUGAGCAGACGCUGCGAAAUACCUAAAGAAAUCCAUUCAAAAAUCCUCACCACGAUCCAACCCAGCCUAAGUAAAACACCUGCUACUGCUGCUACUGUAAAAUGGCCGGAUUCUACAUAUAUCACUAGCAGCUCGACAACUUAGUUAGCCUCUAUGUGAAUCAACAUGCUCAAAGCGGGCCACGCUCGGUCCAAAGAAACAACCAUCCUUAAUAUGAUCGAAUGGAUGGGCGCUUUAGAGUGGUACGACGCCGAAAUUCAAUAGGUU
Molecule: messenger RNA, 1332 nt
Organism: Mollisia scopiformis
Lineage: Eukaryota; Fungi; Ascomycota; Leotiomycetes; Helotiales; Mollisiaceae
Exons: 2
Coding region: 1-837 (278 amino acids)
Source: RefSeq, a predicted model, not a curated record